This is a messenger RNA of Athene cunicularia (burrowing owl), 3434 nucleotides long. It is a transcript of the gene NDUFS1, whose product is annotated as NADH:ubiquinone oxidoreductase core subunit S1. The transcript is spliced from 18 exons. Gene Ontology annotation, cellular component: membrane. Gene Ontology annotation, molecular function: iron-sulfur cluster binding; NADH dehydrogenase (ubiquinone) activity. Bases 5 to 2191 code for a protein of 728 amino acids. The record is from RefSeq and is a predicted model, not a curated record. Gene Ontology annotation, biological process: ATP synthesis coupled electron transport. Lineage: Eukaryota; Metazoa; Chordata; Aves; Strigiformes; Strigidae.
GACCAUGCUUCGACUACCUGCAGUCCGCAGGACCUUAGCUGGGGUCACCCAGUCCUCCAAAGUAUGUGGGCGUACAACUGCAACAGCACCCAGCAACCAAAUAGAAGUGUUUGUGGAUGGUCAUCCUGUAUUGGUGAACCCGGGAACCACCGUACUUCAGGCCUGUGAAAAGGCUGGAAUUCAGAUACCUCGUUUUUGUUACCAUGAUCGUCUCUCUGUUGCUGGAAACUGUAGGAUGUGUCUUGUGGAAAUAGAGAAAGCUCCAAAGCCAGUUGCAGCUUGUGCCAUGCCAGUUAUGAAGGGGUGGAACAUACUGACAAACUCUGAGAAGUCCAGGAAAGCAAGAGAGGGUGUAAUGGAGUUCCUGCUGGCAAAUCACCCACUGGACUGUCCUAUCUGUGAUCAGGGUGGAGAAUGUGAUCUACAGGAUCAAUCGAUGAUGUUCGGCAGUGAUAGGAGUAGAUUUAGAGAGGGAAAACGUGCUGUGGAGGACAAGAACAUUGGCCCAUUAGUCAAAACAAUCAUGACUCGGUGUAUACAGUGCACUCGAUGUAUCAGGUUUGCUAGUGAGGUUGCAGGGGUAGAUGACUUGGGAACAACCGGAAGAGGAAAUGAUAUGCAAGUUGGUACUUACGUUGAAAAAAUGUUCAUGUCUGAGUUAUCAGGAAAUAUUAUUGACAUCUGCCCAGUUGGUGCUCUUACCUCCAAGCCAUAUGCCUUUACUGCACGCCCAUGGGAGACGAGGAAGGUAGAGUCAAUUGAUGUUCUUGAUGCACUUGGAAGCAACAUUGUAGUGAGCACGAGAACUGGAGAAGUGAUGAGAAUUUUGCCAAGGCUGCAUGAAGAUAUCAAUGAGGAAUGGAUAUCUGACAAAACAAGGUUUGCUUAUGAUGGUCUGAAGCGUCAAAGACUUACUCAGCCAAUGAUUAAAAAUGAGAAAGGACUAUUUGUUUAUGCCUCAUGGGAGGAUGUAUUAACUCGUGUUGCUGGUGUGCUACAGGCUGUUAAAGGUAAGGAAGCAGCAGCAAUUGUGGGCGGACUGGUGGAUGCAGAAGCGCUAAUAGCUCUGAAAGACUUACUGAAUAGAGUAAAUUGUGACACGCUUUGCACUGAAGAAGUCUUCCCUACUGCUGGAGCUGGCACAGAUUUACGCUCUAACUACCUGCUUAAUACCAAGAUUGCUGGAGUGGAGGAGGCAGAUGUCCUGCUUCUGGUUGGCACCAAUCCACGCUUUGAGGCACCACUUUUUAAUGCCAGAAUUCGAAAGAGCUGGCUUCACAAUGACUUGCAAGUGGCCCUUGUUGGCUCUCCUGUGAAUUUGACCUACACAUAUGAUCAUCUGGGAGAGUCCCCACAGAUACUCCAGGACAUUGCUUCUGGAAAACAUGCGUUCGCUAAGGUCCUCGACCAGGCCAAAAAGCCAAUGGUGGUGGUAGGCAGUGCAGCACUGCAGCGCAGUGAUGGAGCAGCUAUCCAUGCUGCUGUUUCCACUAUUGCACAAAAUGCCAGGACUAAGAGUGGUGUUGGUUCUGAUUGGAAAGUCAUGAACAUCCUCCACAGGGUUGCAAGCCAGGUAGCUGCUUUGGAUCUGGGUUUCAAACCAGGAGUGGAGGCAAUUAGGAAAAAUCCUCCCAAAGUAUUGUAUCUCUUGGGAGCAGAUUCGGGUUGUAUAACACGUCAGGAUUUGCCAAAGGAUUGUUUUAUCAUCUAUCAAGGACAUCACGGGGAUGUAGGAGCUCCCAUGGCUGAUGUUAUUCUGCCAGGAGCAGCAUAUACAGAGAAGACGGCCACAUAUGUGAAUACUGAGGGUAGGGCCCAGCAGACAAGAGUAGCAGUAACACCACCUGGGAUGGCAAGGGAAGACUGGAGAAUUAUUAGAGCUGUCUCAGAGUUGGCUGGUAUGACCUUGCCUUAUGAGAACCUUGAUGAAGUACGGAAGCGUUUAGAAGAAGUAUCACCUAAUCUGGUUCGAUACGAUGAUGUGGAAGAGGCUAACUACUUCAGCCAGGCAAAUGAAUUGUCAAAGUUAGUGAAGCAACAGCUUCUUGCUGAUCCUCUUGUUCCACCUCAGCUCACAAUAAAAGACUUUUAUAUGACAGAUUCAAUCAGUAGAGCAUCCCAGACAAUGGCCAAGUGUGUGAAAGCUGUUGUUGAAGGUGCUCAUGCAGUAGAAGAGCCAGCCAGCUGCUAAAGACUAAUCAGACUGCUACCACCUCCAUCCAAGUAUUUUUUGCAGUUAACUGCUGUGACUGAUUUUUUUUUUUUCAAAAUCUAUUUGUUAGGUUGUUGUAUUUUUCUUUUCAUUCACAUUUUCAUCAGCUCAAAUAGUCCCAUAUUAUAGGACUGUUGUUGUGUCUAAGAGCAUGUGCAGCACUCAGCCAGAGGCAGAGUAUGUGAUGAUUGCAUACUAAUAAAUUAUAAUACCAAACAAUCCAUUACCUAUGUAAUUCAUAUAGCUCACACUUCUUGCAUGAAAAGAACUCAGUAAGCAAGUAAGACUCAGUAAAUCUUGAUUUGCUAGGAAUAAGUCUACAUGGCAAAAAUAAGGGAUUGUAACCUUCCAGAGUCUCCAGGUAUCUUGCACAGGUGAGAGCGUGAACAUGCUAUUUUUGUAAUGCACUUUCAGAGCAAGCUGUCCCUCUUUUGAGCCAAUCAUACAUGGUUUACAUCAGUGUUAGACCUACCACUGCUCUAGAUAGCUGUAUGUUUCUUCAUUGCGUUUCAGUUGACAAACUACUCAUGGAGGAAAUAAUUUUGAUGUAGUGAAAAGAAAAGCAAUUUUCAGAGAGCCUUAUAUUGAACUGCUUUAAAAAUUUAGCAAAAAUAUAAAGGCCUUUAGCUACACCAGUUCAAAUACAGAAAAAGAUCUGAGAAUGGUUUUUCUGUAUGCUCAUCUUUAUAGCAAAGUGGGGGAAGGGGGGUUGUGUGUGGUGUUUUCUGGUGUGGGUUUGUGGUUUUUGGUUUUUUUUUUCUUGAGCUUUAGAAUUACUUCAGAACAGUGACUCUCUCGUUUGUUAUGUUGGUUAAUGUAAGUUUGGAAGAAGGAUCGCUUCCUCUUCAACAUGCUACUAGGGUAAGAAGGUUUAGAGAAAUUCUUCCAGGGAUCAUGCAUAUGGGAACAAUACUAUAAAGUCAUCACUUCCAGCUUUCAUAGAAUCACAGAAUACCAGGUUGGAAGGGACCUCAAGGAUCACCUGGUCCAACCUUUCUGGCAAAAGCACGGUCUAGACAAGAUGGCCCAGCAUCCUGUCCAGCUGAAUCUUGAAAGUGUCCAAUGGUGGGGAAUCCACCACGUCCUUGGGGAGAUUAUUACAGUGGCUGUUUGUUCUGUGAAAAACUCUUCUCUUGUGUCCAGUUGGAAUCUUCCCAGGAGUAACUUGUACACAUUACCCCGUGUCUUCCCUGUGACUCACUGUAAGAAAGGGAAUUUAUUU